Molecule: messenger RNA, 1712 nt
Organism: Piliocolobus tephrosceles (Ugandan red Colobus)
Lineage: Eukaryota; Metazoa; Chordata; Mammalia; Primates; Cercopithecidae
Product: metastasis-associated protein MTA1-like
Exons: 2
Coding region: 170-532 (120 amino acids)
Biological process (GO): response to ionizing radiation; negative regulation of transcription by RNA polymerase II; double-strand break repair
Cellular component (GO): nucleoplasm; NuRD complex
Molecular function (GO): transcription corepressor activity; transcription coactivator activity; histone deacetylase binding
Source: RefSeq, a predicted model, not a curated record
AGCCCCUGCUCCGCCGUGGCCCCUGGUCCGUGGUGCCUGGGGAGCGGUGUGCCUGGGUGGAGCCCCUGCUCAGCUGACACUGGUCAGCGCAUCUCUUUUCCCCAGCUCCGUGGGCACCUUCGCACGGGCCCUGGACUGCAGCAGCUCCGUCCGACAGCCCAGCCUGCACAUGAGUGCCGCAGCUGCCUCCCGAGACAUCACCCUGUUCCACGCCAUGGACACCCUCCACAAGAACAUCUAUGACAUCUCCAAGGCCAUCUCGGCGCUGGUGCCGCAGGGCGGGCCCGUGCUCUGCAGGGACGAGAUGGAGGAGUGGUCUGCAUCAGAGGCCAACCUUUUCGAGGAAGCCCUGGAAAAAUAUGGGAAGGAUUUCACGGACAUUCAGCAAGAUUUUGUGAGUACCGUGGGUGGCGAUGUGGGAGUGGCGGACCAUGCCCAUCUGCAGGUGGACUGUGGGGGCGUGGGGUCCACGUCCCCCCCUGCCCGGAGGGAGCCUGUCCUGCACCCUGAUUCCCUGCGUGGAGCUGCAUGAGUUCUGUCUGAGCUGUGCUCGGCCACCACAGUCCUGUCACGCUGGUUCAGCAGACAGGCGUGGGGGCACUGGUGGGGCCUGGGCAUAGCCACGCUGCUACCACCACUGCGAGAUAAGGAUAAGGAUUGGCCCCGGUGACGGAGGCCAGGGCGUCCUCACGGAGACUUUCCCUUCCUUGCCGCCGCUUCCAGCCCCAGCCUUGGUUUUGCUUUGUUUUUGACUAAGCUGAACCUCUGUUUCCUCAUGUCCUUGUUUUCUGUCUCAUGUGAGUUUGGCCCAGCAACAGGCCGAGAGGGUCUUCAUGGUAUGGGGUCUCCCGUUCCCUGUGCCUCCACCUCAGGACCCCCAUCCUGCCACCGUCAGCCCUCCUAAAAUACAUUUCAACUGAUCUGUUAGAAGGGCGUCCCCACGUGGAGGUGGUGGGACCCCUGACCAUCAGCCCCGGGGAGGGGUAGCCUGUGGCAGGGCAGGGAGGAGCCCCAAAGGGGCCAGGACACAGCGGGGUUGCUGCUGUCUGAUGACAAGCACCAUCCACGCAGCAGCGCAUAGGCCAGCGUGGCAGAGACUGGAGAGGCAUCUGGAAUUGGGAAGAAACAAACAUGGGGUUGGGUAGGGUGCCUGGACCUGAAGAGGAGGAGGGACAGCAGCCAGCCGCGAGGCAGGAAUGCAGCUUUGGGUGGGGGCCUCUGGCCAAGGGGAGAGCUUGGCCAGGCGGGAGGAGUCCUUGACUGGGGCAGCGGCCUCUCCAAGGCAGAUACGGAUUUCUCCAGGCUUAAAAUCUAACCAAGAUGAGCAGAACGUGUUCAGACAAGAGGAUGAGGGCUAGAAGCAAAAUUCACCAACUAGGCUCAGACGAGGGCAGAAUUUGAGGGAGACCCUGUUGCACAUGGUUCCAGCAGAGGAGACCGCAGUGCUGAGUCCAACGAGGCAGCGCUCAGGGCUGUGGCUGCCGGGCUGAGUCCAGGCUUGGGGUCGGAGGCUGCAGCUUCAGGCCGUGCCGAGGGAGCAGGCCCAGCUCUUCCUUCCUGCCAGAUGCAGUGGACCAGACUGAGGAACUAUCUGAACCCUUAUUUAAUAAGACAGGUUUCUUAAAUCCACGCCACAGGCUGGGCACAGUGGCUCACGCCUGUAAUCCCAGCACUUGGGGAGGUCGAGGCAGGAGGAUCAUGAGGUCAGGAGA